GCGCGCGCGCGCGCGCGUGUGUGUGUGUGUGUAUGUGUGUGUUUGCGUACGUGCGUGCGUGUGUGUGUGUGUGUUGUGUGUUUUCGACCGCGUAUCCUUGUGCGUCCGACGGAAACGUCGUUUUUAUCGCCUCUUAUCGUGUCGUUGUGCGCGUAUGCGAGUUUUGUUUUUUCGCGUGUGAGAACAAUGGAACGCAGUGUUUGACCGUCGCCUGCCGUACGACCAACGUUCCCCGUACUCGUUUUUUUUUUUUUUUGGUCUGCUGACAAUUCGACGGUCCGACGUGCACGACCUGUUACACGUAAACCGAUAUUGUGCGCGGACGAAACUACAGGCGUCUCUCAUUUAUCGUCACCUCCGGUGUUGUUCGCUGCCGCUGCCGUCUGGUUCAGUUCCAUCAACAUUUGGCUCCCACCUUUAUUGCGCGUGAGUACGACUGCUGCCUAUCAGUACGUAGAAAUCGUCAUCAUCAUUGUAUUACUAUUACCUAUCAUCGCCAUGUUUGUUUUUUUUUUUUUUUAUCAUCGUCGCUCAUCGUCUAUUUCGUUGGUUUACAGAGCUCUACAAAGUACUUGAUAUAAUAUUAUUGGACCCAAAAUGUCGUCUUCGCAAUAUUCGUACAUAUUCAAGUACAUCAUAGUCGGAGACAUGGGUGUUGGUAAAUCCUGUUUAUUGCAUCAGUUCACCGAGCAAAAAUGUUAGUAUCCAGAAUUUAAAAAGUGGAUACUGUACCUACGCUCUGUACAUACUGGAUAAUUUAGAAUUUGGUGUUUAUUUUUUAUUAUUUUUUUUAUAGUUACCGCCGAUUGCCCGCAUACAAUUGGCGUAGAAUUUGGAACUAGAAUCAUCGAAGUAUCCGGGAAAAAAAUCAAACUUCAGAUUUGGGAUACAGCUGGACAAGAGCGAUUCCGAGCUGUGACGAGGUUGAGCAUAUUACUUACCUAUCAGUUUUUGUGUGGGGAUUUAAAAUAAAUCAUUAUCUAGGUCAUACUAUCGCGGAGCAGCUGGAGCAUUGAUGGUGUACGACAUAACGAGACGCUCAUCUUAUAACCAUUUGAGUAGUUGGUUGUCUGAUACUCGUAACCUUACAAACCCAGGAACGGUAAGAUUUUCACCUUAAUUUAACAUCAUAAUUAUUUAAGCGUUAUGUACAAAAUUAAUGUCAAAAAGUGUCAUAAUUAUUGGAAUAUAUUUAGUUUCAAGUUUCAUCUUUUAUGUUUGCAUCUGGCGAUUACUGUAUUCUAGGUUUGCUAUAAUUUCAUAAACCAAAUCCUGGACAAAUAGAAAAAAUUUCAAAUAAAAUUAAACUAAAAAUAUGAUUGGAUCACAUAAGAUAACUAUAUAAUUUAUAUGUAUUAAAAAAAACAACGAUUUAUUAUCUUAUAAACUAAAACAAUACAACAAAUAUUGUAUUUAUUUUUUUAUUAAUUAUAAAUUUAUUAUUUAAAGAACAUAUUAAUUUUUUUUGUUUAAUAACUUCUAAAAUAUUGUUACAAAACAUGCAAGUAAUAACUAAUUUGGAGACUAGGUAUGUAACGUUUUAUCCACAAAUAUAUAAAAGAGUUAUGUAUCUGUGGUUUUAUCAUCAUUAUUUUUAUCCCCUAUUCGUUAAAAAUCUUAUUGUUAUCUCUCGAUUACAGUUAUUUUUUUACUUAUAUUAGGCAGGUAUUCAGUUAAUACAGUAAGUUAUACAGUGGUACAUUUGAAAGGUUAAAGGCAUUCUCAUUUGCUAAACGCAUCAUAUGAUGGCUAGGGUGUUAAUGACCAUAGUUUGUGUGAUGGUGUAUGGAGAGGACCAUAGAAAGAAAUCAUAAAAGCAAAUGUUCAUUAAGCUAUUGAGCUUUAUUGAGCUAUAAAACUUAGGUGAAUUAGUUGAACAAUUGAUAAGUUUGCUGAGAAAUUGAUAAUUGGCUAACACAGUUCAGUUGGAUUAACUACAAAGUGAUGUAAGAAGACAAUAAUUAUGUGAGUGAUGCUCAAUUUUAAGAGUGAAGAAAAUAAAACUUUGAAAUUUACACCGAACUCUUUCUUUCAAGUUGAAAUAAGCCUGAUAUUGUGUAUUUUAUAUUUUAACUAACAUCUGUAUGGUAUGUUCUAAAAUAUGAAAGCGCCAGAGUGUAUUUGUAUAAAAUUAUUUAACUUACUAAUCUAUUUCUUGUUGCUUUUAUCCAAUAAUAAAUAAUAUCUAUCAUAAAUUAUAAUUACGAGGCUUUUCCCAAAAAUAAAGUCUCCAUAAUUAUAAAAAAUCAAAAAAGAGUAUUUUAUUAAACUUUUUUUUAAAUUUUAUCAAGUAUUUAUAGUCUGUUUCACAAGAGAAUGGGCUGCUUGUGCGCAUGUUUUCCCCCUUCACAUAACUUGAUUUCAGCAAAGGCAGCCGAUUGUCAUUUCUUCCAUCGUCAGUUUUUGACUAUACACAGCUAGGAUAUUUUGUAGAAAUUCAAUUGUUAUUAUUAUCGCGCAUCGCACAUUUAUUUACCUUUGCUGUUUUAUAAUCUCUUGAUAAUUUUUCAAAUCGUAAACUAUCGUAUAUACAAGCACCUUCUAUAAUAAUACAGACUUUGUUAUUUUUGUAUACAUAUUUAUUUAUUUAAUAUCUUAUUGAACACUGUAUGUAUAAUACAAAACAUAAUACACUGACUCGCCAUCAUUCAUUUUAAAAUAAUUAAAAAAAUGGAGAAAAAAGUAAAAAUUACCAAACGGUACAAAAAAGUAAACGCUGUAAAAAUGACGUGUGCGUACACCACGGUAAUUGGCGAUAAACAGUGGACUAUCGACAGGCAACAGUGCAUUAUUUGAAACGCAGUGUACAAAACCUGUACCACUUCUGAGGUCGCCUGCUGCGCUGUUGAUAGAUCCGGGAGGGGAUAAAUGGAUAGUGUUGCGGCGUGAGGAUGCGCAGUAGCGCUUCGAUUUGGUCGGAGAGCGGCCCGUUCUCUCUAUAGACCAGAUAUAUACACUAUGUUUCGAUAUAAUCAUUCAUAUCAAAGCACUUUUGAAGAAUGUUCCAACUAAACUUAUCCAAAAUUGAUUUUGUGUCACAUGCCAUUGUUAUACAAAAGACACAUUCCCUUCGUUAACAUUUCAAGUCUUCAGUGUAUUAUUACUUGAUGCAAUUUUUUUAUCGUUAGAUAAUAUGAGGCCGAAUUAAUGGUGAUCCUAGUUGGCAUAAAUUUGAUGAAACGACCUCUUUCCUGUCUCAGAAGACAGUUACCAUAAUUUUUCUGACAGAUCACUUAAAUUUCUUUUUUUUUGAGAGGAAAAUAAAUGCAUCCACUCCAUAAACUAUUGUUUUAACUAGUAUAACCCACAUUUCAUCCUCUGUCACUAUUGAGUCCGAAUAUCCUUCUUUGGUGUACAACUCCUAAACUUAGUGGGAAGUUUCAAUACAUGAAGGCUGAUCUUCUCAUCUUGUUCGCGUAUCAUGAAGGUACUAAAUGUCUGAUUCGACCAGUUCAAAUUUUUUUAGAAAGAAGAAACUAAUUUUCACAGUAGUGGUAGCAACUUAGAAAAAGUAAAAUUACCCUUGGCUGCUGGGAACUUGGUAACCUUACUUUUAAGACAAUCCUGGUACAAAAAAAAAAAAAUUAAAUUUGAUUUUAAUUAGGUUUUUAUAAUACUUGUAGGUAUAUUAUAUCAAUAACUUGUUAGGAUUUUUAAAUUAAUGUCAAAUAAAAUAAUAUUGACUAAAAAAAAAUAUUUUAAAAGCCAUAUUCCUUGUAUGAUUAAGCAUAUUUUAGUGUUAAGCAAUGAAACGAUUAAUUAUUAUUUUUUUAUAUUAUGUUAUAUUUUUAGGUGAUAUAUUUGAUUGGAAACAAGCUUGAUAUGGAAAGCAACCGAGAUGUGUCCUAUGAAGAAGCUAAACAAUUUGCUGAUGAAAAUGGAUUAAUGUUUUUGGAAGCAAGUGCUAAAACGUAAUAAUUUAUGAUUAAUAAAUACAAUUAAGUACUUACUUAGUAUUAUUAUUUAAUAAUGAUAAUAUCAUUUUUAGGGGAGAAUAUGUCGAAGAUGCUUUUUUGAAGACAGCUCAGAUAAUUUAUGAAUGCAUACAAGAUGGAAGGUAUGCUAAGCAUGCUUAACACAAGUUUAUUUAAAUAUUAUUUAUAUAUUUAUGUAUAUACAGGGUGUUUUUUUUUUAUCAUGAACAGGCAAUUUUCUCUGGAAUUAAAUUAAAUUAAUUAUUAUUUUUCUUAAUACUGUAGAAUCGGUUAAUCUUUAUUUUAAAAUCAUUUUUAAUUUUUUACACCUACUUCAUAUACUUUCAAUAAGUAUUUACUUUUGUUUUUCAAAUAAAAACCCCUCCUUUUUGAAUACAGAUUUGAAUAGAGAAAAGUUUUCUAGAAAUUUUUAUAUGCAUUACACUAAUACAGAUUUAUUGGUUAUAAGUUUUUAUAACCAUUUAAAUUUUAGAUUGGAAAAAGAGUAAGAAAGAGUUAUCAAUUUAUUAUUUAUAAUUAAAUAUGCUAUUCAUUAAACUUUUCUACUUAUUUUAAAAUAAAGUUUACAUAAUGUAAAAAAAAAAAAAAAAAAAAACAUUCACUUAAAAUCGUGAGAAAAUUGCUGUUCAAUGAUUAAAAAACCACUCUCUAUAUAAACUUAAUUAGGGAAUGAUGGACUCUGAACUCACUUAUAGACUGGUUCUUAACCAAUGAGUUAUUAAAGGAGCAUACAACACAUACAUACCUACAGCAUACAAUUAUUAUAAUUAUGACUAUAAGAAAUGAUUUGGUAAAAAUUAAAAAAAGGUUUUACUUAUACUAAGAGAUAUAAAGACAUUUAAAAUAGCCGUGUGAUGUCAUUGGGCCCAGUUCAUUAUAACUGCCUAUCUUAUACAUAUAAUGUUCCUUGCUUCACACAAUGAUUUGCCAAUCUAAAAUUGUAUUUUUGAAAUUUAAUUUAUAUAUAAAUGUAUGUUUUUAUGGGUUUAAGACAAUAGAAGUAUCGAAAUUCAAUAUAAUAUUUAGUAUUUUAAAAAUUCAAAAUCUUAAGAGAUGAUCAUGACUGAAUGUUCCUAAUCAGGAUAUGUGUCCAAUCAAAUUUCGAAAAUGAAUAAAUAUUGUUAUAUAUAUACCAGGUAAUUUAUUUAAGUUGAUACAUUCAUUAUCUUGGAAAGUAUUAACCUUUUCCAGAAUUAGUUUUCUAGAACAUUUAAAAAACAAGCUGAUCUAAAAUUUUAUAUCUAUGUUAUUUUUGUCACCCUUACUUUAAGGAUAAACCCACUAUUUACUUCUGAUUUUCAAAUUUAAACUUAUAUUCAAUCAAAAAUGAAGUUCAUACAAUUUAUAUGGGCACAUUUUGAUAUAAAUAAAAAAGUAAGAACUUUGUAAGUUUCAAGAGAAGUUCAUAAAAUAUAAAAAUCCACCUUCAAUUUGUCUACAUUCAUAAAAUUUCAUGCACCCAAAUAUUAUUUGUUCUUUUUGUUGUCAUUUUGUUAUUAUUUCCUUAUUCUGACCAUCAGAAAAAAAAAUGCUAUCAAGGACAAGUAUUUACACACAAUUUUUAAAUCACAUUGAGAUGACAUUUCUUGUAAGUUGUCUGUACAUUGGUUUUAUCAAUUACGACUUGUCUUGUCUACAAAUUGUAAAAUGUGAAUAGUCGCUAAAAAAUUUUGGUUAGGUCCAGUGCAGGUUUGCAAGCAUGUUAGUUCAGUAUGAAUCAUCAUUAGAUCUUGAUUAUAUUCCAAAUAUUUUUUUUUCAGUAUUUCCUUUUUAGAACAUUUAAGAAAUUAUUAGCUCAAAAAUGUUAAAUUACUCACUUUUUCACUCUCUAAAAUGAUAGAUAUUCUGGAAUAUUCCCUCAACAGGUUAACAAAGAAUAAAAAUAUCAACACCUAAAAUGAUUUAAACUAAAACUAUACAAUUGGUAUUACCCUUUAAUAAGAGUGACAUAUAAAAGAAAGGAAAUAGAACAUUUUAAAGCAACUUAUUUCUUAAAUAUUCUAAAAAACAAAUUCCGAGAAAGAUAACAUUCCAAGAUAAUGUAAUGAGUUUCUUACAUUAUGUUGAUCAUCCUGUAUAUAUGUAUAAAUACAAAUAUAAAUGUAUACAUUUAUGAUUUUAACUAUUACUUAUCCAUUAAAGUAGUCUUUAAAAUACACUAAAAUAAGCACUAUUAAAUAAUGUAUUAUGAAAAGUAAUUAUGUAUAAACAUUUUCACUAAAUUUUAAGUUUGUUUGAAACAUUUUUUUUUGUAAGUAUCUUUUAAAAGUAUGAAAUGCAUUUAAAUAUAUUAUGUAUUUGCGGGACUAUUUCAUUGGGUAAAAGGUGCUUGUUUGAUGAUUCAAAUAAAAAUUACUGUACAUACAUUUUGUACUAACAAAUGUUUGUAUAAAGAAAAACAACUUUCAAUAUUUAUUAAUGUAAUAGGAAUGUACCUCAUAAAACUUAUGUAUUGUUGAAGCUGAGCUUAUUUAGAAGAUGAAUUUUUGAUUUUGUUCCAUAAAGAUUUUAUGAAGUAUACACAUCAUAUAUAAACUAGUAUUUUUUUAAAUAUAUCUAAAUUUUUUUUUGUAUUUUAACUGAAAGCCUUUUCUUUGUAAUUUUUUAUUUGUUGAAUUCGAUUUUAAAGACUUUUCACAAUUAUAAUUGAUUAUGUUGCCAGUUGGAUAACCUGAUGAUUCUAAAUGAAUGAUACAUUCUGGUAGUAUUUUAAAAUUUGAUUUUAGGUUAGCUAAAUUGCACAUAAAAUUCUGAUUGGCCAUUAAAUAAUUUUUAUUUGUAAAUUUUGAUUCAUAUUAAGUAUAUUCUUAUAAUUUAAAUAUCUCAUCUAAAGGAUAUCACAGUGGAUCUGCCAUCUGAAAUAACUUUAGUUCUGCUAAAUGUUUUUAAGUUUUAUUACAAGUGUAUUUUGGAUAUUAACCUAGUUAAAUUCAUUAUCAGUUAUGGUUAAAUAGAUUUGUUUAUGGUUUUUCCAAAUAAUAUGAAUUGAAAUUAAAAAGGAACUGACUAGAUAUAUUUAAUCAUUACUUUAUUUAUCAAUAACCAAACAGCAUAAUUGUAUAUUUUAUUUGGUAAUAUUAUUUCAGCAACCUAUAAUCAAAAGUGACAAAAAUCAAUUUGUUUAUAAAAUACAGUAACCCGGUUACAUUUAGUUAUUUGCCAAAAUACCCAUUCUGUUUCUUGUAAUAAUUACUAGCUCUAUAAUUUGUCUAUUUUAAUUUAGUAUACAUUUAUCUUUAUUGUUUAUAAAUAUAUUUUGAAAUAAUUUUGUAUUGUUUCAAUUGAUUUUGUUGCCUCCACUAAUUAGUAUCCAAUCCCUCAGCCAAUUUGUCCAUUAAAGAUAAUUUUAUUAAUGAUUUUUGUUAACUUCAAGAGUAAUAGAAAUUCAACAAUUCAUUAUUAUUAAGUAUAUUUGGUAAAAAUUUUAAUUUCUAAUUUUUAGUUUUUUAAGAAAAUAAAAAUUCGAGCAAUCUUAGACUAAGGCAUUUGUAAUUACUACAAGAAAAAAAAAUUAAAAAUAUUGAACAGAACAAGUUAUUUUUAGUAUCAGAUAAAAGUGUGUAUAGUUUGUGUAAACUAAAAUGCAUACAUUCAUGUAAAAAUAUAUACAAAUAGAGUAAAAUUAAAUAAAAACUUAAAAAUAAAUUCAUAAUAAAAGUUUCAAAACUGAAUUUGUUAAUACUUGAUGUUGACAAAGCUAUACAUUCAACUUUUCAGGAUUUUAAUGAACGAGAAAAUGAAAAAAAGUGAAACAAAAUAAUUUAGAAUUAGAAGAAUGAGAAAAAUAUGACAGAAAACAAAAUGUUUAGUUAUCUAAAUGUCAUCAUUAUUAUGAAUUCUAGACUAUUAUUUUUAUAUUUUAAUAAAUUAUUCUUUAGCACAUUAAAACUAAUUUGUUUCAAUAUUGAAUUAAUAAGUACAAUUUUAAUUCCUGUAAAUUACUUGUUAAUAUUAUAGAGUAAGAUAAUGUAUAAUAAAUAUUUUUAAUAAUUGUGAUUGGUAUUUUAGGCUGGAUUUGAAUGCUGCAGAUUCUGGAGUUCAGCAAAAAAUUCUUCAGUGUGAAACUAAUCCCAAUGUGGAAAAAGAUAAAUCGUGUAUGCAGUGCUAAGGUAAAGGAGAAAUAUUCUUCAGACUGUUGUACAACAUUGGUGCAUAGUUUUAGACAGAUUUUAAUUUUUUUUUUUUUUUUUUUUUUCAGUGAUUUAUUGUUGAUUGGGAUCUUUUAACCUUAUAUUAUAUUAUUUAUAUUAUUAUGUGCUACUUUUUCUGUCUUAUAUUAUAAUCAUUUUCGUAACAUUCUUUAUUAGUAAUUAUUCUAUUUUAUCAGUUUAAUUUAUAUAUAAUUGAAUUGUACACAAAGACACACUCACUCAUAAUUAUAUAUAUAUAUAUAUAUAUAUAUAUAUAUAUAUUUAUUUAUUUAAUUUAUUAAUUGUGUUUUAAAAUUUAUAUUUAAUUUUUAUAAUUAUGAUUAAUUUCUCAAUUAAAAGUAAAUAUUUUUGAAAAUAUUUUUAAUUAAACUGUAUUCAGUGCAUACAAUUUAUUUGAUAUAAACAUAUAUAUAUAUAUAUAUAAAAUGUAUGGUUAUUGUAUAAGUAUUUUAUUUACCAUUUUCACCAAAAUAUUGUUUACUAAAUCAAAUUAUAUACAAAAUUCUAUAAUGUCUUUUAAUUAAGUUGAGGUGGUAUUUAUUUUGGAUAAUCUUUUAUCAUACUAUUGUAAAUAAAGUUUCUUCAACACCAAUUGUAGAUGCAUUGUAGUUUUUCAUUAAUAAGGAUUAAAAAAAAAGUAUAUAUAUUUAUAUAAUUCAAUAUACAUCAUUGCUUGAAAAUAACUUAAAUUAUAUUAUACAAAAUUAGCUUAGUUUUUAUGUGAAAAACCUUAACCUAUAUUAUGGAUUUCUGAUAAAUAAUAAGUUCCUAGUACACUUCAUUUGAUUGAAUAUAUUAGUAAUAAGGAAUUUAUAUUAUCUUUAUCUUACAUCACAGUGUGUCUAGAAAUCAUGUAAUGUAUAAUCAUUUUUAG
Messenger RNA from Cinara cedri, 8960 nucleotides. The record is from the annotation of a GenBank genome assembly. Lineage: Eukaryota; Metazoa; Arthropoda; Insecta; Hemiptera; Aphididae.